AUGCUUUUCUCAUAUCCCGUUCGCCUUCCCUGGACAUCCUUGCGAUCGCUCAGGCCACUCAACCCUUCAAGAUACUUUUCAACUACCCGUGCACGUUACACCAUCGACAUGGGGACCGUGGAUACCACCGCUCGGCUUUCGCAGCUGAGAAAGCUGAUGCAAGAGCACAAGGUUGAUGUGUACAUUGUGCCCUCCGAAGACAGCCACCAGUCUGAGUACAUUGCCCCGUGCGAUGGUCGUCGAGAGUUUAUUUCCGGUUUCUCUGGUUCCGCCGGUACUGCGGUCGUUUCUAUGACCCAGGCUGGUUUGUACACCGAUGGACGGUACUUCAACCAGGCCGCCAAACAGCUCGAUAGCAACUGGACCCUACUGAAGCGUGGAGUGGAAGGUGUUCCUACUUGGCAAGAAUGGACAACGGAGCAAGCUCAGGGCGGAAAGGCCGUCGGUGUCGACCCGUCCUUAAUCACUGGCUCUGGCGCACGCAAAUUGGCAGAGACCUUGGAGAAGAAUGGCUCUUCCUUGGUAGGCAUCCAACAGAACCUGGUUGACCUGAUCUGGGGCAAGGACCGACCCUCUCGCCCAAGCGAAAAGGUGCGGGCGCACCCGGUGAAGUAUGCCGGCAAGACCUUCCAGGAUAAGAUCGCCGAUCUGCGCAAAGAUUUGGAAUCGAAGAAAAAAGCGGGAUUCGUCAUCUCAAUGCUGGAUGAAAUUGCUUGGUUGUUCAACCUGCGAGGAACCGAUAUCCCUUACAACCCUGUGUUCUUUUCAUACGCUGUCAUCACCCCAACCACAGCAGAGCUUUACGUGGAGGAAGAAAAGCUGACCCCAGAGGUGAAGGCUCAUCUUGGCAACGAUGUGAUCAUCAAGCCAUACGACUCUAUCUACGCCGAUGCUCAGGCUCUGAGCAGUGCUAGAAGCCAAUCUACAGGAGAGGCACCUACCAAGUUCUUGCUGUCUAACAGAGCCUCCUGGGCCCUGAGCCUUGCCCUUGGAGGCGAGGAGCAGGUCGAGGAGUCUCGCAGCCCUAUUGGAGAUGCCAAGGCUGUUAAGAACGAAGUUGAGUUGGAGGGUAUGCGUGCCUGUCACAUUCGGGAUGGUGCAGCUUUGACCGAAUACUUCGCCUGGCUCGAGAAUGAGCUCAUCAACAAGAAAACCGUUCUCGAUGAAGUUGAUGCCGCUGAUAAGCUGGAGCAGAUUCGUUCCAAGCACGAGUUGUUCGCCGGUCUGUCAUUUGACACUAUUUCGUCCACUGGCCCUAACGGUGCUAUCAUUCACUACAAGCCUGAGAAGCACAGCUGCGCGAUCAUCGACCCUAACGCUAUCUAUCUCUGUGAUUCCGGCUGCCAGUACCUUGAUGGAACCACCGACACUACCCGAACCUUUCACUUCGGCCAACCUACCGAAUUCGAGAAGCGGGCUUUCACCCUGGUCCUUAAGGGCUGCAUUGGCAUCGAUACCGCAGUCUUCCCCAAGGGUACCAGCGGUUUCGCUAUUGAUGUUCUGGCUCGUCAGCACCUGUGGAAGGAGGGCUUGGACUACCUCCAUGGCACCGGCCACGGAGUUGGUUCUUAUCUGAAUGUCCACGAGGGCCCCAUGGGCAUUGGCAUCCGUGUCCAGUACACCGAAGUUCCAAUUGCCCCCGGAAACGUGAUCUCAGAUGAACCCGGAUACUACGAAGAUGGAAAGUUCGGUAUUCGUAUUGAGAACAUUAUCAUGGCUCGCGAAGUCAACCCUCCUCACAACUUCGGUGAUAAGCAGUGGAUCGGCUUCGAGCACGUUACUAUGACCCCUAUUGGUCGCAACCUGAUUGAGCCAUCUUUGCUGAGCGAUACUGAGAUCAAGUGGGUGAACGACUACCAUGCUGAGGUGUGGGACAAGACACACCACUACUUCAACUCGGAUGAAUUGAGUCAGAAGUGGCUCGAGCGUGAGACCAAGCCCAUCUCUAAAUAA
Messenger RNA from Penicillium malachiteum, 1953 nucleotides. RefSeq names its product aminopeptidase P (gene ampp). Gene Ontology annotation, molecular function: metalloaminopeptidase activity. Bases 1 to 1953 code for a protein of 650 amino acids. The record is from RefSeq and is a predicted model, not a curated record. Lineage: Eukaryota; Fungi; Ascomycota; Eurotiomycetes; Eurotiales; Aspergillaceae. The transcript has 10 exons.